Phytophthora nicotianae INRA-310 is the source of this 3908-nucleotide messenger RNA. RefSeq lists its product as hypothetical. Gene Ontology annotation, molecular function: ATP hydrolysis activity; ATP binding; ABC-type transporter activity. The record is from RefSeq and is a predicted model, not a curated record. Gene Ontology annotation, biological process: transmembrane transport. Gene Ontology annotation, cellular component: membrane. The transcript has a single exon. The coding region runs from base 1 to 3858 and encodes 1285 amino acids. NCBI's taxonomy places the organism in Eukaryota, Oomycota, Peronosporomycetes, Peronosporales, Peronosporaceae.
AUGCCCAAUUUGGACAAGUCCAAGAGGAUGCCCAACGAUGAUGGAUCAUACCAACGACUGGAGACGGCACGCGCAGUAAAUGCUGCCGGUGCUGAUGAAGCGUUUGCUGUGAAGGACUGCGGUACCGUUGAAUCCAGAAGUUCCAAUUCCGAGACCGACUCAACAGAAGGAGACAAUUCUUCCUCCUUCGCGUUCACCGAUCUGUAUCGUUACGCGACUGCCAUGGACAAGGUGCUGCUAACCGUCGGUAUCAUCACUACUGGAGCUAACGGUGCACUGUUCCCAUUCAUGGCAAUUGUUUUCGGUGAUGUCCUUACGGGGUUUGGAGACGUCCCAAUGGAUAUGGACGCAGUCAACAAGGGUGCACUCGACUUUGCUCUCAUCGCGGUGGGUCUGUUUGUCACGGACUACUUGUCCUACGUAUCAUUCUACUACAGUGCGGAGCGUCAGAUGAAGGCACUACGAAGCGAGGCACUCAAGCGCAUGCUGUAUCUGGACAUAAGUUGGUACGACAAGAACGACGCACUGCAACUAUCCAGUCGACUGACAGGGGACACGGUGAAGAUCAAAGACGGCAUGGGUCAGAAGCUCGGCGACUCUAUCCGCUAUACGAUACAGUUCAUUGUAGGCUUUGCUAUUGGUUUUGUGCGUGGUUGGGAUACGACGCUGGUCAUGGCCUGCGUUAUCCCUUUCACCACCUUAUCGAUGAGCUGGGUCAUCAACACAAUGCGUGUUAAAGCUGAGUGGGCCCAGAAAGUGUACGCUGAGGCUGGCUCAGUGGCCGAGGAGACUCUGGGGUCUAUCCGUACGGUUGCUUCGCUCAAUGGCGAGAAGAAGGCGAUCGCGAAGUUUGAAGACAAGGUUUUGCUAGCGGAGAGAGAAAACAUCGCGAUGCACAAGACGUCGUCCUUGGUGCUUGCUGGGUUCCUUAGCAGUACGUGGGUUAUGCAAGCGGUUGGCCUCUGGUAUGGUGGGUGGAAGGCUUCGCAAGGCGACACCACGCCGGCAGACGUGUUCGCUGCGUUCUUCGCCGUCAUGAUGGGGACUGGUUCAUUAGGACAAAUCUCUCCUAACAUUACAGCCGUGUCGACGGCAAUUGGAGCAGCCAGAGAACUCUUUGCCAUCUUAGACACUCCAAGCACCAUCAAUUCCGAGAACCUAGACGAAGGCAUCAUCCCCGAUUCGUGUGAGGGGAAAAUUGAAGCUAUCAACGUCAACUUUGCAUAUCCGAGCCGUCCUGAUGCUCAGAUUCUCCGCGACUAUUGCGUUACCAUUGAGCCUGGUCAAACCGUGGCGUUCGCAGGAUCCAGUGGUGGCGGGAAGAGUACUUUGAUUGCACUCUUGGAGAGGUUCUACGACCCCAACAGCGGUGCGAUCUACCUUGAUGGUCGGGAUGUCAAGACGCUGAAUGUCAAGUGGUUGCGUUCGCAGAUCGGUAUGGUCUCCCAAGAACCGGUGCUGUUUGCAACGACAAUCUUCGAGAACAUAGCUAUGGGUGGAGAUAACGUGACCCGUGAAGAAGCCAUCGAGGCGUGCAAGCUGUCGAACGCGCACAACUUCAUCAUGUCGUUGCCGGAGAACUACGACACCCUGGUUGGUGAGAAGGGCGUAUCGCUGUCUGGUGGCCAGAAGCAGCGCGUGGCGAUUGCUCGUGCUAUCGUUCGUAAGCCUAGUAUUCUGGUGUUGGACGAGGCUACGAGUGCUCUAGACAACGAGAGUGAGAAGAUUGUGCAGCAGGCAUUGAACGAUUUGAUAGCCUCAACGAACAUGACAACCUUAGUGAUCGCCCACCGAUUGAGUACCAUUCGUAACGCAGACAAGAUCGUCGUGCUGAAGGAAGGGCGCAUUGUGGAGAGCGGGACACACGAUGAAUUGCUGGAGAUUGCGGAUGGAAUGUACCGAUUAAUGCACCAUACCCAAGAACUUGGCUCUAAAAGCGAACAAGAAGAAGAAACCAGUGGCUCCAGUGGAAAUGAGGUUAUCUGCAACUCCAUGGCGCGUAGUAUGAGUGUGGUGUCAGCGAAGACGGACAUUUCGGUGAGUGAUGUGGAGACGAAUGCGCUUGACAGGAAGCCAUUCGGGCUGAAGGAUGUGGCGAAGGUUAGCCAACCCGAGCUCCGUUAUUACGUAGUUGGUCUCAUUGGUGCCUGUGUUGGUGGGAUUCUCACCCCGGUGUCAGCGCUGCUAGUAGCUGAAAUGAUCACGUCGAUGACGGAAAAGUUUGGGCUGUACGAGGACUCGGGAGACAAAUCAUAUCUGAGUGAGCUGUACGACAAUGUGCAGCUCUGCGGCAUUUUGUAUCUCGUUGGCGCGGCGGCGAUCCUGCUGUUUACGUACAUGCAAACGUACAGCUUCAAGUUUAUCAGUGAGAAGGUCACGACUCGGCUACGUAGCGCGAACUUUGAGGGUCUGUGCCGACAAAACGUGGGCUUCUUCGACGAGAAGGAGAACGCGACGGGUGCAUUGACGGCUGACCUAGCUACGAACGCCGUCAAGGUCGCUUUGGUGUCCGGUGACUCUCAGGCGCAACUGUGGCUGGCCAUCUUCACUGUGUUCGCUGCGCUUGUCAUUUCGUUCGGGUUUGGCAGCUGGCUGUUGUCACUGAUCCUCAUGGCGAUCCUGCCGCUACUGGCCUUUGGAAUCUUGGUUCGCAUGAACGAGAUGGAGGGGAACUCCCUUAUCUCCGACGACUUGGCGGUUCCUGGUGCUCAUGCGUCGGAGGUUCUCGGUAACAUCCGAACGAUUGCAGCUCUGGGCCUCGAGCAAAAGUCUGUCGACAUUUUCGAUGAGCUGCUAGAGGAGCCACUUCGCAAAGGCAACAAGGAAGCCCAAGUCAACGGACUGUCUCUAGGCUUCAGCUCCUUCAUCUUCAUGGCUACCUACGCGUUCAUCUUCUGGUUCGGAGCUAAGAAGGUGAACGAUGGCACCAUCAGCAUGUCCGACAUGAUGCGCACACUCAUGGCCAUCAUGAUGUCGAUUCAGGCGGCGGGCAGUGCGUCCAAGUUUUUUGGCGAUGCACCCAAGGCUUUCAAGGCUGGCUCAACCAUUUUUGCGAUCCGUGAUCGCGUAGUUCCAAUUGAUUCGUUCAGUCCCGACGGACUUCGUCUAGCACAGAUCGAAGGUCAUCUGGAGUUCAGAGAUAUCUCGUUCCGGUACCCUACUCGUCCGGAGAUCAACGUGCUGAAGCACUACAACCUCACCAUCGAAGCAGGACAAACUGUCGCGUUCUGUGGCCCAAGUGGUGGUGGCAAGAGCACCAUUAUCUCGCUCAUCGAGCGCUUCUACGACCCCGUGGCUGGCGAGGUGUUACUGGACGGUCAUAACAUCAAGGACCUGAAUCUCAACUGGCUACGUAGUCAGAUCGGUCUCGUCGGACAGGAACCCACGCUGUUCAUCGGAACCAUCGCUGAGAACAUCUCGUACGGCUUGGCAGAGCAGCCGAGUCAGCAACAGAUCGAGGACGCUGCGAAGAUGGCUAACGCGCACGACUUCAUCUCCAAGUUCCCGGACGGCUACGACACUCAAGUGGGCACGAAGGGCGAGCAGUUGUCAGGCGGCCAGAAACAGCGUAUCGCCAUCGCACGUGCUAUCUUGAAGAACCCUGACAUCUUGCUACUGGAUGAGGCGACGAGCGCGUUGGACUCGGAGAGCGAGAAGGUGGUGCAGGAGGCUCUGGACAAUGUUGUGGCGUUGAAGCGGCGCACCACGAUCAUCAUUGCUCACAGGCUAUCGACGAUCCGCAAGGCGGACCAAAUCUGUGUGGUGAGCGGCGGCAAGAUCGCGGAGCAAGGCACGCACCAGCAACUGAUGCAACUUAACGGCAUUUAUGCUGGACUAGUGACGUCUGCAUCAUCUUAGGCAAAGUUGAAGUUGUUGAAGCUGAAAAUAAUGUGUUGUCCACACCAUCA